AUGGCCGACUCGAAAGUGACCGCCGCCGCGAGCGCCGGCGUCCCCACCGCGCAAUAUGACCUCACCAACUCCGUCGCGCCCUUCAUGGACCUGCACUUCAUGUUCCCGUUGAUUGACUUUCUCUCCAGCAACGAAAUGUACGACGACAAGGAGCUCCAAGCCGCCAAGCUCGAGCUGCUCAAACCGACGAAAAUGGCGGAUUUCGCCAUUGAAGUCCACCAGGCGUUGCACGGUGCGUCCAAAGUCCCUGCGGAGCUGGAGAAGAAGCGCCACGCUAUCAUUGACGAAGUGAACGCCGCCAAGGGCCAAUGCAAGCCUUUCCUCACCCUCGUGGACGACCAGGACAAGAUCAUCGCGUUGCAGAACGACGGCUUGCUCACCGCCGCGUACCUCGAACAGCAUCAUGCGGUACGCUUCCUCGCUGUAGCUCCUUAUCCUCAUUUCCCAUCGUUCUCAUCGUCUCUCUUGGUGCAGAUCACGUCCGACGUGUUGGAAGGACUGUACACGUACGCCAAGCUCCAGUACGAGUGCGGCAACUACCAGGACUGCCUCACGUACUUGACGUACUACGGCGUGUUGGUCCCGAACGCGUCGGAGAAGUACUUGAACGCGCUCUGGGGGAAGUUGGCUGCCGAGAUCCUCGUGUUCCGGUGGGAAGACGCCGUCGCGGACAUUGCGCGCAUCAACGAAGCGAUCGAUGCGUCCGUGCGGUCGCCGCUCGAGCAACUCCAGCAGCGCACGUGGCUGCUGCACUGGGCGUUGUUUGUCUAUGCGUGGCACGAGGACGGCCGCGACGGCAUCGUGGACUUCAUGCUUCAAUCCCGAUGCCUGGAAGCUAUCCAAACCAACGCGCCGUGGCUGAUGCGAUACCUCGCCGCGGGCGUGAUCCUGCACAAGAAGCGUCGGUACCUGAUCAAGGAACUGCUGCGCAUCAUCCACGUGGACGACAAGGCGUACCGGGACCCGAUCAUCGAGUUCCUCGAGUGUCUGUAUGUGCAUUUUGACUUUGAGUUGGCGCAGGCCAAGCUGCUCGAGUGCAAGCACGUGCUCGCGUCCGACUUCUUCUUGGCCGAGAAGAACAUGCACGCGUUCAUGGAGCACGCGCGUCUGCUCACGUUUGAGAUCUACUGCCGCAUCCACCACACGAUCGACAUUUCGCUGCUCGCAGACAAGCUGGCGAUGAAUGAGAAGGGCGACGCCGAGAAGUGGAUCGUGGACCUCAUCCGCAACGCCCGCUUGGAGGCCAAGAUCGACUCCCAGAAGGACGUGAUCGUCAUGGAUACGCGGUACGACUCGGUCUACCGCCAGGUGAUCACCAAGACCAAGGACCUCGCCGCCCGCACCACGACCAUGAUUGCGCAGUUUGACCGGCUCGGCAAGCGCCAGCAACAACAACGGGCUCAGUUUUAG
Aphanomyces astaci is the source of this 1410-nucleotide messenger RNA. RefSeq lists its product as hypothetical. The transcript has a single exon. Gene Ontology annotation, cellular component: eukaryotic translation initiation factor 3 complex; cytoplasm; nucleus. Gene Ontology annotation, molecular function: translation initiation factor activity. Bases 1 to 1410 code for a protein of 469 amino acids. The record is from RefSeq and is a predicted model, not a curated record. Gene Ontology annotation, biological process: translational initiation. NCBI's taxonomy places the organism in Eukaryota, Oomycota, Saprolegniomycetes, Saprolegniales, Verrucalvaceae.